This is a messenger RNA of Trichobilharzia regenti, 383 nucleotides long. The record is from the annotation of a GenBank genome assembly. Lineage: Eukaryota; Metazoa; Platyhelminthes; Trematoda; Strigeidida; Schistosomatidae.
GAUUUCAGUGUCAAUGAUAACCAUAAUCAUAACCAUAAUAAUAAUAAUAUCAAUAAUGAUAAUAAUAAUAAUUUGAAAAUGAAUUGGAAUCCAUUUUUUGAUAAUAUGAAUCAAACAAAUAAUCAUGCACUUUUAUUACAUCAUACAAAUAUAACAGAUGAAAAAUUUUCCCGUCGAUUGAUUGGACGGAAUUGCUCGGUCUCAGGUUGACAUAUUGGCUUCUUAUGCAGAUGCUUCGACGAUGCCUGGGCAUUUAAUUAGAAUUUAAUUGAUGGAUGGUGACUAGCAGUGGAAUCCAAGAUGCACAUUUCGUCCUAUUUGGGACUCAUCAGCUGGAUGGGCACGGGGUUUGAGCCUCGGUGGGAACAUCACUACUCACUGGG